Molecule: messenger RNA, 2159 nt
Organism: Cladophialophora immunda
Lineage: Eukaryota; Fungi; Ascomycota; Eurotiomycetes; Chaetothyriales; Herpotrichiellaceae
Exons: 5
Coding region: 188-1918 (576 amino acids)
Biological process (GO): transmembrane transport
Cellular component (GO): membrane
Molecular function (GO): transmembrane transporter activity
Source: RefSeq, a predicted model, not a curated record
CAUAGCCGUCCAUCAAUCAUGGCCAUGAAUAGCUAACAACAUCAUCUAGAUAAGUAUCGCUGUCCCUUGCUGUCACAUUUUCCUCGUGCUGUCGUCCGUGCCCCGUUUCUCCUCUUUCCUUCUCCCUCUCUACCACACGCAUAGCCCCCCCGGUUGAUUCCUGCACAUUCUCCUGUCAACCUGCGCCAUGGCUACUCGCCGUCUGUCCUCCCUGGUGGGCAGCACCAAGGAUGGGCCAUUUGACUCUACCAUUGCAAAUGAAGCCCAAUUGGCCCAACUAGGCUACGAGCAGGAACUCAAACGCUCCUUCUCCCUUCUGGGGAUGGUUGGAUUCAGCUUUUCCAUCGUCACUUGCUGGACCGCCCUCGGAGGGACUUUGAUUGUGGGUAUCGUCGCUGGCGGCCCUCCCGUCAUGGUCUGGUCGUGGGUGGGAAUCUGUCUGCUGUCCUUGACCGUCGCAUACUCGUUUGCCGAGAUGUGCUCUGCCUAUCCAACGGCCGGCGGUCAGUACAGCUGGGUCGCCAUCCUCGCUCCCCCGAAAUACGCUCGCGGCGCCGCGUUCGUCACUGGGUGGUUCAUGUGCACGGGAAUCGUGGCCAUGGGCGCCGUCAACAACUUUCUCGGCGCAAACUUCAUCCUCGGAAUGGCCAACCUGAACAACCCAUCCUACACCAUCGAGCGCUGGCACACGGUGCUGGUGACGUACCUGAUAGCCAUCCUCGCCGCCGCGAUGAACGUCUACCUCUCCCGCUGGCUCAAUCAGAUCUCCACCUUCGCCGUGGCAUGGAACAUUCUCAGCUUCUUCGUCGUCAUCAUCACCAUCCUGGCUGCAAACGACCACAAGCAGUCUGCCAGCUUCGUGUUUUCCGAUUUUCAGAACCAGACCGGUUUCUCGUCUGGCGGGAUGGCCGUCAUGAUUGGUCUUUUGCAGACCCUAUUUGGCAUGUGCUGUUAUGACGCUCCUAGCCACAUGACGGAAGAAAUGCUCAACCCAGCCAAGGAAGCGCCCCAAGCCAUCAUCCUCUCGGUGUACCUGGGCGCGGUGACCGGGUUCGUGUUCCUGAUCUCGGCGUUCUUCUGCAUCGGCGACCUGGACGCCACCGCGACGACGCCGACCGGAGUGCCGCUGAUCCAGAUCUUCUUCGACAGCACGGGCAGCGUUGGCGGAUCCACGACGCUGGCGGCCAUGAUCACCGUCAUCAUGCUGAUCUGCUCCAACUCGCUGAUGGCCGAGGGGUCGCGGGCCUUGUGGGCCUUUUCGCGUGACCACGGCCUGCCCUUCAGCAAGCUGUGGGCGCGCGUGGACAAGAAGUCCCACGUGCCCGUGUACAGCGUGCUGCUGUGCGGCGUGCUCCAGGCCGGGCUGAACAGCAUCUACUACGCGUCCUUCGAAGGGUUCUCGACCGUCAUCUCCAUCGCCACCUUCGGCUUCUACCUGUCCUACGCGGCGCCCCUGUUCGUGCGCCUGUGGUCGCUCGCCACGCGCGCCAACCCGGCCGCAACCACUAUCCGCGGCGGCGUCUACACCCUGGGCAAGUGGUCGCCCUACAUGAACCUGGCGGGCCUCCUAUUCCUCGUCUUCGCCGGCAUCGACUUCAACUUCCCCCAGGUCGGCCCCGUCACCGCGGGCAACAUGAACUACUGCAGCGCCGCCUUCGGCGUCAUCGGCCUCGUCAGCGUCAUCACCUGGGUCUUGGACGGCCGCAGGAACUUCACCGGGCCCCAGACCCCGGGCAUCGUCAACGCCAUCGAGGCCGCCGGCGGCGGUACGGGUGCAGGGCAUGAAACGGCCGCCGGUACCAAAAGGGACGAGAAGAAAGGCAUGAUGGGUCUGCCGCCCGGGGAGGAGAGCGUCGAUGAAUCCGAGUCCAGCGACGAGAAGGUGCCCGUCGAGGGAGACAUCGGGAGAAUUGCCUAAAGAUAUGGGGGCCCAAAGAAAUUGGGGAUUUUGCAGCGUAAUAUGAUUUGGGGUAGAAAAAUCAAAAGUAGAUUCCGUGCUUUCUGUUCAAGUGUGGCGAACCACACAGACUGUCUGUGUUUGCGCUAGAUUCUGUAUACUUCUGUGGAGAGAGAGAGAGAGAGAGAGAGAGAAAGAUAGCUCUGUAAUUGUUUUGUCUGCCGGGACACCUUGUAUCAAAAUGACAUGGGCUUGGAUACAG